This is a messenger RNA of Cooperia oncophora, 993 nucleotides long. The record is from the annotation of a GenBank genome assembly. Lineage: Eukaryota; Metazoa; Nematoda; Chromadorea; Rhabditida; Trichostrongylidae.
AUGGAUCAUGAAUGCAUACCUGCCAAGUACGCUGAAGAAUUAGGGAAUAGACAUGUGUACAAGGAGCUUCAAAACAUUAGGUGUGAUCCUUCCAACGCGGAGAAGAAGCCUGCCAGGCUUUACCUGGAGAUGCUCACGGCACCAUUUGAGGCCGAAAAUGGUGAAUCCUUUGAGAACUUAUUUCUCAGUUCUGCGAGUAUUACUGGCACAUUACAGAAGGAAUGGAGGACGCUAUUCGGGCCGCUAUUCGCAGCUCGGGAUACAAGUCCAGAAGACAGCUAUUUCGAAGCAGGAACAAGAGUCUUUCUGUUUCCACCGUCAUUAUGCUCUAGUGACCAAGUUCAAACGCGCGGGCUUACAAUUGACAUUUACGGAAGGCGUGUGAAUGGGCUACACAGCAUCGUCGCAGAUGGUAACACAUUACAUCCAAAACCACUAGGACGCCAAGCCCAGCUUUAUUGCGUUCAUGGGGUGUGUUCUGAAGGAGUCGAGGUCCCGCUCCUUUACUGCAUCACCUCGAAAAAAACUGAAGGGAUCUACUUGAAAAUCUUCGACGAGCUGGAGACCAACAUCGUAGGCGAUGUCCCCCACCGUAUAAUUCCCGAUUCCGAGAAAGCGGUUGUGACAUCUGCUCGCAAAACCUUCCCGAGGGAAUCAGUAGAAGGCUGUGCCUUCCACCUUGCUCAAGCGUGGACCCGCAAAAGGGAUCACCUCGGCCUGAGGAAGCACAUGCAAGGAUUUGGGAAAGAUGAACCAGUUGUUCAAUGGUGGAGCACAAUCAAAGGUGUUGUGUUUCUACCCCGUUCAUUGCUGCCGCAAGUUGGGGCUCUUCGAAGGUCGCCGGUUCCCAGUGGGGUGGUGCGUGAGAAAUGUGCUGAAUUCCUCAGCUAUCUUUGUUCAAACAGGCUCCGAGGCCCUUUUAAGGAUAUGUGGUACAAAUGGAACGUGCAGGAACUGCGCAUCACAAACUUGGCCGAAGCUUUUCAUAGGUAG